AUGGAUUCGAACCUGGAGAAAGGGACCGAGACCGCCCGGGUUGAGAAUGUUGACCCACCAAAUGCGGAAGACCUCGAUGAAAGAACGGCCAAGCUGCCAACAGAAGUCUUUCCCGGGAUCACCAAAGAGACAGUGUGGGCGUUUCUAGCAAUUUGCACACAGCUCAGCGCAUACGAAAUGACACUACUCAUUCCUUCGGUGGCUAUCAGCUACAUCCGAGCAGAUCUCGGACCCACGUCAACCUCCUACCCUUGGAUCAACAUAACCUGGUCGCUUGGGGCCGCCAUCCUGGUCUCUGUUGGUGGACGUCUAUCCGACAUCUUCGGACGGAGAUACUUCAUGCUCUGCGGCGCCGUCAUUUCCUUCGUCGGCACCAUCGUCGGCGCCACAGGUCAAAGCAUCACCCAGAUGAUUGUGAGUGGUGUGCUCUUCGGGGUGGGCUCUGGCUUCCAGGAAAUGGGAUUCGCUUGUAUCAUGGAGUUCAUUCCUAACAAGUAUCGACUGUCCGCUCUUGGUAAGUUCCCCCUUGCACGCAAAGAUACCUUCAGUCAGCAGCUGCUAAGACCUCACAUCAGGCUCUACGGCACCUUCGCUCUGCCAUGUAUCUGCACGCCUAUCAUCACGUACGUCUUCAUCGCCAAGACAGCGAUUGGAUGGCGAGGUGCAUACUGGCUUAUGACUGCAUGGCACGGUUUUGGCAUCGUCUGCAUGUAUUUGUUCUACCAUCCACCUAAGUUCAGCACCAAGCACAGUGAAGACCAGGCCUCUAAGUGGACACUUCUCAAGGAGCUGGACUAUGUCGGUUUGCUACUGUUUACCGCUGGUACGACGCUAUUCCUGGUCGGCCUCAAUUUUGGUGGUCGGAGUCAUCCCUGGGCCAGCGCAGCAACCAUUGCACCCAUUGUUAUCGGCUUCUUGUGUCUGGUAGCGCUGUUCGUUUGGGUAUUCAACGUCCCGAUGAAGUAUCCUUUGCUUCCGCCGCAAUUGUUUCGACAGUGGCGCGGAUACAACGUCUUGGUGAUCGUGAGCUUCUGCCUUGGCAUGCUAUACUACAGUAUGCAGGUUCUGUGGCCGCGACAGUCGUCACUCUUGUUCGCAUCAGCCGAUCAGCCUAUCAUGCGUGGCGUGUACGCCAAUCUGACUCUCUGGGGUACCUGGUUGUCCCUAAUUUCUGUCUGGGUCAUCUGCGCGCGACUCGGGCACGAGAAAUGGCAAAUCUUGUUCUUCAUCUGCGUGCAAACCAUCUUCAUCGGGUGCCUCUCCUCCGUGGAGGCCACCCAGAAGGGCAAAGCUAUCGCGUUAGUUUUCGGCAUGUCACUUUUCAUCAAUCAAGCCCUCUACCUACUUUUCGGGAUGGUGUCCCUCAACAUCGACCACCAGAAAGACAUGGGCGUGGCAAUCGGAGCAAUGUCUACAUUCCGUCUUCUCGGCGGCGCUGUGGCCACCGCGAUAUACUCGAGCAUCGUCGACAACCAAUUUGCCGAUCAGUUGUCUAGACAAUUGCAAACGACCGUAGCUGCGACUGGCGCAUUCGACUUGUCGGACCGUGCCAACUAUCAAGCCCUGCUCACCGCGGCGAAACUCAACACAGCUGCUGCGUACAAGAAAGUGCCUGGAAUCUCGGCACAAGUCAUCAGCGCUAGCCAGUGGGCAGUGAAGCUGUCCUACACCGAAGCCUUCCGAGUAGUCUACUACACGGCGUUGGGUUUUGCGUUGUUGGCGGUCAUUAGUGCAUCAUUGGUGAGGAACACAGAUCCGGCGAAGAAGAAUAUGGAAAAGGCCGUUGUUUUGGAGAACGAGAAGACUGCUGUUGAUAAGAAGCUGUCGGGUUAUAACGCGGCGUGA
This is a messenger RNA of Cyphellophora attinorum, 1845 nucleotides long. RefSeq names its product Vacuolar basic amino acid transporter 5. Gene Ontology annotation, molecular function: transmembrane transporter activity. Gene Ontology annotation, cellular component: membrane. The transcript has 5 exons. Gene Ontology annotation, biological process: transmembrane transport. The coding region runs from base 1 to 1845 and encodes 614 amino acids. Lineage: Eukaryota; Fungi; Ascomycota; Eurotiomycetes; Chaetothyriales; Cyphellophoraceae. The record is from RefSeq and is a predicted model, not a curated record.